Limanda limanda (common dab) is the source of this 747-nucleotide messenger RNA. RefSeq names its product MORN repeat-containing protein 3-like. Lineage: Eukaryota; Metazoa; Chordata; Actinopteri; Pleuronectiformes; Pleuronectidae. The record is from RefSeq and is a predicted model, not a curated record. The transcript is spliced from 5 exons. Bases 1 to 747 code for a protein of 248 amino acids.
AUGCCGUUUUUUAAAACAACUCAGUUAACACCGCAAUACACAAAACUGUUGGAUGUUAACUCACAGAAAUGUGGACUACGCCAUACAUUUUUCGAGACAAAUGGAGAUGAAUACAACGGAGAGUGGCAGAACAACAAGAAGCAUGGAAUAGGAACUCAGAUUUGGAAGAAAUCUGGAACAUUUUAUAAUGGAGAUUGGAAAUUUGGAAAACGUGACGGAUAUGGCAGAUACUCUGCGUUAGUGCCAAAAACGAAGAACUAUGAGCUCAAGUACGAUGGAAAUUGGAAAAACGGAAAGAAGCAUGGAUAUGGGACAUACUUCUAUAAUAAAUCAACAGUUUAUGAAGGUGAUUGGAGUGAGGACAAUCGUAGUGGCAGUGGGAAAAUACACUAUGAGAAUGGAGAUAUUUACGAAGGAAGAUGGAUGAGGGAUAAGUGUCAUGGACAGGGAAUCAUUCAACAUGUAAACGGAAACAGCUAUGAAGGACUCUGGCAAGAUGGCAAGAAGAAUGGUAAUGGAAAGUUCUACUAUCUUGAAAAAGGGCAAAUUUAUGAAGGCUUUUGGGUGGAUGGAGUGGCAAAAUGUGGGACCCUAUCCUAUGUUGGAAAGGAUGACGCACUAACCCCAAUAAAGCAUCCAAUUCCAAAGGUAGAACUGGUGGAUAUGGAGUUGGUUUUAAGGAAAACCCAGGCAGCCCACCUUGAUCAGCAUAUUAAAGAAGAAAGAAAAAAGAGAGGAAAGAAUUAA